UAAGAGUCAUAAUUAAAUUUAUUAUUAUGAUAUUAAUAUAAAUAUUAUUAACACUUGAUACGUAAUGUAUUGUACAUACUAAAAAGUUUCAGCACCGUUUGCGUGACGUCGUGUAUAAUUGUGCGGUUUCAACUAUACAUAUAUUUAUUGAAAUAGUUCUUUGAUAUUUCAUAAGUCAGUCCAGCCAUUAGUCUGUAGACAUGUUGACUCACUUCUCUUUACAAUGUCUACACCCUUAUUAAAGGAAAAAUUAUUUGUGGACAUGGAAAAUAUCAGUAUACAAAUUGAGCCACAUAAAACAUACUUCAGUGAUGGAUGUGUAGAGAGUAUGCCAGAAGCAGCUGAUGAAAUAGAUUUAUUACGAGGACAACCGCGGCAUGAACUAAAUGAACCUGACAAAUGGUCUUCGCGGUUGCUCAAACGUUCUACAGAUAUUGCAUCUAGUGCAUUAAAUAAGAUUGAUUACCUCGGUGAAUCUUUGGCAUGCUUUUUUGGUAUCACUACACCUAAAUACCAGUUUGAAAUUAACUACCAUAAUAAUAUUGUACAAGAGCUAAACUCGGAAAGAAUUUCAGAUGAAGAAAAUAUGAAAGGAUGGAAUCCUCAACCCCAAGAAUUUGUCACAGACACAGAGCCAUGUUAAAAUGAUUGUACUUUUAAUUUACAUAUUGACAUCUUGUAAUAAUCAUUUAAUAUUUGUUGCCAAAUGUUAUAGUUUAUUUAAUAAUAAUUAAAUUUAAAAAUGCAUUAAGUCUUUAAAUAUUUAUGCUGAAUGGGCUGCAUGAAAAUUCUAUACAUUUAAAGGAACACUAUAUUUUGAGCGUUAAGGAAAUUACUGAAUGUUAAUUAACUAACAUGUAAUCUGGCAUUAUUUAAUAUUUUAAUGGAAUACAUUACACCUUAAAUCAUGAUUAAAUCUCCUUCUAUCUUAUGGUCGACAACCGCUAUAAUUAAAUAACCAGGCAUGAUCGCUAGAUAAUACUGUGCAGGAUAUUUCAUUACCAGAGUUUGAAAAAGAAGUAUUAUUGUUCUAAUUUGUUAUUAUAAAAUGAAUGGGAUGUGUGCAAAUGGACAAGAUAGAAAAAGUCAGUAAUCUAGCAAUCAUGUCUUAAAUACUACAUUUUAAUUAUUCAUGUAGUGAGAAUAAUUUAAAAGCUCAUUUAUAGUACUAAUAUUUUUUGUGCUCUUUAAUGUGAUCAAAUUUAUACAGUAUUUUUUUUUUUUUUUUACUAAACCCUGCGUGGACAAGUUAAAAAGUAUUACAUUUUACUCUUUGAAUAGUGGCUUAAAUAUUUAAAAAUGUACACUCAUUAUAACAUACAUUUGGAUAGCUUAUCAAACUACCAGCUAUAUAGAUUUAUACACUAUUUCAAAUGAGAAUAUGUAUUUUGGGUUAUAUUUUGUAGUGAUAUUGUAUACUAAUGUUAAAUUAUAAUAUUUAAAUCCCUAAAAGUUGUAUUACCCUGUCAAUUUAAUGAAAUGUCAAUGUACUGAAAUUUUUUUUAUGUAUCUACUUUUAGUGUCAUUACUUAAUAAAAAAAUUA
Adelges cooleyi (spruce gall adelgid) is the source of this 1544-nucleotide messenger RNA. Its product is annotated as protein FAM177A1-like. NCBI's taxonomy places the organism in Eukaryota, Metazoa, Arthropoda, Insecta, Hemiptera, Adelgidae. The transcript has 5 exons. The record is from RefSeq and is a predicted model, not a curated record. Bases 224 to 643 code for a protein of 139 amino acids.